AUGAGUAGUAAGCUUGAAGAUGCAGAAGCCAAAAUAUUGAGAAACGGAUCAGGAACCGAUUCUGACAGCGAAGAAAACAUAGAUGAGCUCUUUGAAGAGCUAGAGGAUGAAGAUUUUAUGUCGAGAUACAGAGAACAAAGAAUUGAGGAAAUAUCAAGACACCUAAAACAGACGCGUAAAAAUGUGCAUGAUAAUGAUCAUGGUAAGCUUAAUGAAGUUGAAGAUGAGAAAGAAUUAAUUAAAAUAAUCAAUCAAAACAAGGACGGCAAUUUGAUAAUACACUUCCAGUUAGAAAAGUUCCCAAAAUGUCAGUUCAUGAAUAAACAACUGGGGAGGUUAGCAUCAAAAUAUGUAAAUACAAAAUUCAUCAAAGUUGAGGUGGAAAACUGUCCUUUUUUUGUUACUAAAUUACGUAUUAAGGUCUUACCCUUUGUCAUUGGUUAUAGAAAUGGGGUUGAGAAAAUAAAGCUAGUUGGAUUCAGCAAAUUAGGUAAUGAUCCAAAUGUGUUUGCUUUUGAAUCUCUCGAGAAUCUGUUACUUGCUAGUGGAUUAAUUAAAAAAUUCAAUAUUCGAGAAGUCACCCACGACAACGAUAGUAGCAGUGAUCUUGAUAAUUAG
Kazachstania africana CBS 2517 is the source of this 618-nucleotide messenger RNA. RefSeq names its product Plp1p (gene PLP1). The record is from RefSeq and is a predicted model, not a curated record. NCBI's taxonomy places the organism in Eukaryota, Fungi, Ascomycota, Saccharomycetes, Saccharomycetales, Saccharomycetaceae. Bases 1 to 618 code for a protein of 205 amino acids. Gene Ontology annotation, cellular component: cytoplasm. The transcript has a single exon.